AGACGUAAAAGCAAAAAUGGGGACGGCCGUAUUUCAAGAUGGCGAAAGAUAAUUUGCCGAACUCGAGGCUUCAAAACGUCCACAAACCAAUGAGUGAUGUCACAAUGACUGAGCCCUGUUCUCAUAAACAGUCUGUGGUCGCGACGCUUAGUCGUGGAUAUGGAAAGCCAAAAGUGACAUUAAAUGCCUCGAUUCUUUCCCCCGUUGUUGACCAACAAAAGGCUUAUUUUUUCGCAACCUAAAAGCAGUGGAAAACAUUUCCUCCUCGUGGUCGUGAGCCCCGCCUUCUGUUUCUAGAGCCAGUGAGCUUAAAGGUUCUGUAACCAGUCAGUGAAGAGUGAAACCAGACAAAGCAACACGUUGAAGAGGAGUACCUCCCAUUGGUAGGGUCAGAUGUGACUAUAUAGGAUUAAAUACGCAUGAUAAUAUAAUCACCUUCUUUUGUCUUCUAAAAUGACCUGUAUCCAUCUUGUAGGAUGUAAUUGCACAUGAUGGGCUCAUUACCAUGAAGGAAAAAUGCUAUAAAAACAGCAUUUUAACAUAAAUCUGGUGAAAAUAGAGGUGUUUAUUGCCUCUUUUGGCCUUCCAUACAUGUACCUCUGAGUUUUUGUAACCAGGCACUCGCUCGAUUUAAAAACUAUUUACACGUCUGAGUAUUUUACAAAGAACAGCAGUUAGUUUUUAGAUGCUUUAGAAACAGGUAUUAAAAUCUACAUUAUAUUGAAUAUUUAUCAGCCAAAUCAAAUAGUUUAUAUUCAACCGUAGUUUCUUUAUAACACAUUUAAUACUGGACGUGUUUCUUCACAGGUUUGUAUGAAGGUGAUGAAGUAGUUCAUGAAUAUGAGUUUAUAGAUGAUUAUAAUCCCUCCUCUCUAUAGUGGAGGUUAGUUUAUGGUGUUUAGUCGGUUACAGCUACAGUCUGUGUUCAUAUCUGAGUUACACUUGUCUUUUUGAUUCUUCACACUUCAUCUUGUUUCUACGUCGUCUGGAGUUCUGGAGAAUGAAGUGUGGUCCGUCAGUCUCUUGAUACUCGCGGUUCAUAGCAGCUUUAUUGUGAUAAAGAGCUCUGUGUGACACAGACGGUGUAAACAUGACGGUUCUUCUCGUCCGCUGCAGCAGCAUGGCGUCCACAGUGACUUUAGAAGAUGCCCUCUCCAACGUGGACCUGCUGGAAGAGCUGCCGCUCCCGGACCAGCAGCCCUGCAUCGAGCCCCUCCCCUCCUCCGUCAUGUUCCAGCCCAACUUCAACACCAACUUUGAGGACCGAAAUGCGUUCGUCACCGGCAUCGCCAGAUACAUCGAGCAGGCCACGGUCCACUCCAGCAUGAAUGUGAUGUUGGAGGAGGGGCAGGAGUACGCCAUCAUGCUGUACACCUGGAGGAGCUGCUCACGAGCAAUACCACAGGUGAAAUGCAACGAGCAGCCCAACAGAGUGGAGAUCUACGAGAAGACUGUCGAGGUUCUGGAGCCAGAAGUCACCAAGCUGAUGAACUUCAUGUACUUCCAGCGUACAGCAAUAGACCGUUUCUGUGGAGAGGUCCGGCGUCUCUGUCACACCGAGCGCCGUAAGGACUUUGUCUCUGAGGCAUACCUGCUGACUCUCGGGAAGUUCAUCAACAUGUUCGCCGUGCUGGACGAGCUGAAGAACAUGAAGUGCAGCGUGAAGAACGACCACUCAGCCUACAAACGAGCUGCUCAGUUCCUCAGGAAAAUGUCUGAGCCUUCGUCCAUCCAGGAGUCUCAGAACUUGUCCAUGUUCCUGGCAAACCACAACAAGAUCACUCAGUCUCUGCAGCAGCAGCUGGAGGUGAUUAAUGGGUACGAGGAGCUGCUGGCCGACAUCGUCAACCUGUGUGUCGAAUACUACGAGAACAAGAUGUACCUCACUCCCAACGAGAAGCACAUGCUGCUCAAAGUAAAGUCCACCAUUGCUUCUGUUGAUUCCACCGGCAUUGCCCGUCAUCCCAUACACAUAAUAACCACUAGGGGAGGGAAUCACCAGAGGUCCCGCGAUACCAUUUUAUCACGAUGCAUAGGUCACGAUACGAUAUUAUCACGAUACUUAGGUCACGAUAUGAUAUUGUCACGAUACAUAGGUCACGAUACGAUAUUAUCACGAUACUUAGGUCACGAUACGAUAUUAUCACGAUACUUAGGUCACGAUACGAUAUCACGAUGCAUAGGUCGCGAUACGAUAUCACGAUACAUAGGUCGCGAUACGAUAUUAUCACGAUACUUAGGUCACUAUAUGAUAUCACGAUACAUAGGUCGCGAUACGAUAUUAUCACGAUACAUAGGUCGCGAUACGAUAUUAUCACGAUACUUAGGUCACGGUACGAU
Molecule: messenger RNA, 2340 nt
Organism: Anarrhichthys ocellatus (wolf-eel)
Lineage: Eukaryota; Metazoa; Chordata; Actinopteri; Perciformes; Anarhichadidae
Product: cytoplasmic FMR1-interacting protein 1 homolog
Exons: 8
Biological process (GO): regulation of actin filament polymerization
Molecular function (GO): small GTPase binding
Source: RefSeq, a predicted model, not a curated record